Messenger RNA from Adineta steineri, 297 nucleotides. The record is from the annotation of a GenBank genome assembly. Lineage: Eukaryota; Metazoa; Rotifera; Eurotatoria; Adinetida; Adinetidae.
CCAAUUCAUGGUGGUCAAUCAGAUUCAAGUGUUUUCUAUAUUCCAGCAGCACCUUUAUGCGACGUUAAUGCUGAAUAUUUGGUUCGACAACGUCAUUCUUUUGAAUAUGGUAUUCCUGCACCUGAUUUUCCCGGUGGCAAAGGUGAAUCUAAUCAUAUCGGACGAGCAACUACUAAAUGUGUUAAUACAGUUGAAGGUAAACGUACAAUGGGUCUUGAACCAUUUGAAAUCAAACCACAUAUGACAUCGGGAGAAAAAGAAACGAUCUUGCAUGCUAAUACUAUUUUAAAUCUAUAA